AUGAUAAAUACAGAAACUGGAAUGGAUUUAGAUGUUAAAAGAGCAGCUGCUGCUCCUAGGAGCCAAACUCAACUGUUCUCUAGAAGGAAGAAUCCAUUCAAAGUCCCUCAUAUGCAUUUUAACUCAGCAAAUUCAACCUGUGCUGUUGGUUGGGAUAUACCAUGCCAAAUACCACAUAACCAGCAUCAUCUAAAUGACAUGAAACUGGAAAUAAUACCUGAAAAUUUGCCAGCACACAAAUACCAACAAAAUGAAACUGAAAUGAAGGAGGGAUAGAAGGAGUAUACUCAAAGAAAUGGGAAAAGAAAAUCAAAUAUCACAUAUAAAGAUACUCCACGCAAGAAGGCAGAUGAAAAGUGUGAUCAAGGUGAAGAAGUCAGCAUGGAGGGCCUGACAACUUUGGAUAGGAAAGCCCUUCUACAGCAAGCCUUUACCAACAACCCUCACCACACACAGCACAGUGCAAGGAAAUCAGACGCAAUAAGGACCAACUCUACACUAAAAGAAAAUGUACUUUCUCAUAAAGUUCAGUUUGAUAGUAGGAUCAUAUCAAGAACUGUUUCUAUGGGACAGGAGGAAGAUACAAUCAGUCAAGAAACCAGUGAUAGGCUAGUUUUCAAGGUUAUUCAAGAUGUGCUAAAAGGAAAACUACAGAAAAGAGGUGUUCAUGUUUUGACGGGAUUAGGAAAAUAUAUCCAACAAUUGGAAAAUGAAGGAAAUGGAAUUUUAGAUAAAGCAGAUUUUAAGCAAGCCCUAAAAGUAUUUCAUUUAGAAGUAUCUGAAAAGGAUUUUGAAUCUUUAUGGCUAAUUCUGAGUGACAAUGGCCAGGGCCAGGUGGAAUGUGGAGACUUCAAACGUGCCAUUUUUGGUGAAAUGAAUGAAUAUAGAAAGUCCUUUGUUUGAAAGGCCUUUAUAAAACUAGAUUUUAACAAAACUGGCAUUGUGUCUGUGAUAGACAUAGGAAGUGUUACUGUGCCAAAGAAGCAUCCUCAAGUCAUUUCAGGCCAGUCCACAGAGGAAGAAAUCAAAUCAGCUUUUCUCGAAAUAUUGAUAGAUGCCUGCAGCAAAUCUGAGGAAGUGUCCUACAGUGAAUUUGAAGAUUACUGUGAAAGUCUAAGCAUUGGGGUGGCAGAAGAUGAAGACUUUGUUACCAUUGCAUGCACUCCAUGGGGAAUUUAG
This is a messenger RNA of Dipodomys ordii (Ord's kangaroo rat), 1179 nucleotides long. It is a transcript of the gene Caps2, whose product is annotated as calcyphosine 2. Lineage: Eukaryota; Metazoa; Chordata; Mammalia; Rodentia; Heteromyidae. The record is from RefSeq and is a predicted model, not a curated record.